AUGGACCAGAAACACCUUUAUGGAUUAUUUCACUACAACCCCACGAUGCUUGGACUUGAAUCACUUCCGGAUCCCACAGAUACCUGGGAAAUUAUAGAGACCAUUGGGAAAGGCACCUAUGGUAAGGUCUACAAGGUGACUAAUAAGAGAGAUGGUAGCCUGGCUGCAGUCAAAAUUCUGGACCCGAUCAGUGACAUGGAUGAAGAAAUUGAGGCUGAAUAUAACAUUUUGCAAUUUCUUCCUAAUCAUCCCAAUGUUGUAAAGUUUUGUGGGAUGUUUUACAAGGCGGAUCAGUGUGUGGGAGGACAGCUGUGGCUAGUCCUGGAGCUAUGCAAUGGAGGCUCUGUCACUGAGCUUGUCAAAGGUUUGCUCAUGUUUGGCCAGCGGCUGGAGGAAGCAAUGAUCUCCUACAUCUUGCAUGGUGCCCUCAUGGGCCUUCAGCAUUUGCACAACAACCGAAUCAUCCACCGUGAUGUCAAAGGGAAUAACAUUCUUCUGACAACAGAAGGAGGAGUUAAGCUCGUUGACUUUGGUGUCUCAGCCCAACUUACCAGUACACGUCUACGAAGAAACACGUCAGUUGGCACCCCAUUCUGGAUGGCUCCUGAGGUCAUCGCUUGUGAGCAGCAAUAUGACUCUUCCUAUGACGCUCGCUGUGACGUCUGGUCCUUGGGGAUCACAGCCAUUGAACUGGGGGAUGGAGACCCUCCCCUCUUUGAUAUGCAUCCUGUGAAAACACUCUUUAAGAUUCCAAGAAAUCCUCCACCUACUUUACUUCAUCCAGAAAAAUGGUGUGAGGAAUUCAACCACUUUAUUUCACAGUGUCUUAUUAAGGACUUUGAGAAGCGACCUUCCGUCACACAGCUACUCGACCACCCGUUUAUUAAAGGAGUGCCUGGAAAGGUUUUAGUACUGCAAAAACAACUGGCCAAGGUCCUCCAAGACCAGAAGCACUUAAACUCAGUGGUUAAAACCAGGCAUGAAAGGAUGCACACCAGAAGACCUUAUCAUGUGAAGGAUGCAGAAAAAUACUGCCUUGAGGAUGACUUGGUGAAUCUUGAGGUUCUGAAUGAGGAUACAAUUAUUCAUCAACUACAAAAGCGCUAUGUCGACUUGCUGAUUUACACCUAUGUUGGUGACAUAUUAAUAGCCUUAAACCCUUUUCAGAAUCUAAGCAUAUACUCUCCACAGUUUUCCAGGCUUUAUCAUGGGGUGAAACGAGCCUCAAAUCCCCCCCACAUAUUUGCAUCGGCAGAUGCUGCUUACCAGUGCAUGGUGACGUUCAGCAAAGACCAGUGCAUCGUCAUCAGUGGCGAAAGUGGUUCUGGGAAGACCGAGAGCGCCCACCUGAUUGUUCAGCAUUUGACUUUUUUGGGAAAGGCUGAUAAUCAAACCCUGAGAGAGAAAAUUCUACAAGUGAAUUCCCUAGUGGAAGCCUUUGGGAACGCAUGCACUGUCAUCAAUGACAACUCAAGCCGUUUUGGAAAAUACUUGGAAAUGAUGUUUACACCAACCGGAGCUGUGAUGGGAGCAAAAAUUUCUGAAUAUCUCCUUGAAAAAUCCAGAGUCAUAAAGCAGGCAGUGGGAGAGAAAAAUUUUCACAUAUUUUACUAUAUUUAUGCUGGUCUUUAUCAUCAAAAGAAACUUCCUGAUUUCAAGCUUCCUGAGGACAAGCCCCCUAGGUAUAUAGCGGAUGAAACUGGAAGGGUGAUACAUGACAUAACUUCCAAGGAUUCUUACCAAAGACAAUUUGAAGCAAUUCAGCAUUGCUUCAGGAUUAUAGGAUUCACUGACAAGGAAGUGCAUUCUGUGUACAGAAUUUUGGCUGGGAUUUUGAAUAUUGGAAACAUUGAAUUUGCUGCUAUUUCUUCUCAACAUCAAACUGAUAAAAGUGAAGUUCCCAAUGCUGAGGCUUUGAAAAAUGCUGCCUCUCUUCUCCGUAUUAGCCCUAAAGAGCUUCAGGAAGCCCUCACCUCUCACUGUGUAGUCACCAGGGGCGAAACCAUUGUCCGAGCCAACACUGUUGACAGGGCUGCAGACGUCCGGGACGCCAUGUCCAAAGCCCUAUAUGGGCGGCUCUUCAGCUGGAUUGUAAACCGCAUCAAUACACUCCUGCAGCCAGAAAAAAACAUAUGUAGCGCAGACAGUGGUAUGAAUGUGGGCAUCCUGGAUAUUUUUGGAUUCGAGAACUUCCAGAGGAAUUCAUUUGAGCAGCUCUGCAUAAACAUUGCCAACGAGCAAAUCCAAUACUACUUUAAUCAGCACGUUUUUGCUCUGGAGCAGGUGGAAUACCAGAACGAGGGUAUUGACGCUGCACUUGUGGAGUAUGAGGACAAUCGCCCUCUCUUGGACAUGUUCCUCCAGAAACCGCUGGGACUGCUGGCACUUCUGGAUGAGGAAAGUCAGUUUCCCCAAGCAACAGACCAGACCCUGGUUGAUAAAUUUGAAGAUAACCUAAGAAGCAAAUACUUCUGGAGGCCCAAAGGAGUGGAGCUGUGUUUUGGCAUUCGGCACUAUGCUGGAAAGGUAUUAUAUGAUGCCUCUGGGGUUCUUGAGAAGAACAGAGACACUCUCCCUGCUGAUGUGGUUGUGAUCCUGAGAACGUCAGAGAACAAGCUCCUUCAGCAGCUCUUCUCAAUCCCUUUGACCAAAACAGGUAACCUGGCCCAGACAAGAGCCAGGGUAUCAGCAGCCUCAAGGUCUUUGCCUCCACAUUUUGGUGCUGGACGAGCCAAGGUGGACACUCUGGAGGUGAUAAGGCAUCCAGAAGAAACUACCAACAUGAAGAGGCAAACCAUGGCUUCUUACUUCCGGUAUUCUCUGAUGGAUCUGCUCUCCAAAAUGGUCGUGGGACAGCCUCACUUUGUGCGCUGUAUUAAGCCCAAUGAUGACCGAGAAGCUCUGAAGUUCUCCCAGGAGAGAGUGCUAGCCCAGCUCCGCUCCACAGGGAUCCUGGAGACAGUCAGCAUUCGCCAACAGGGAUAUUCCCAUCGUAUUCCCUUUGAAGAGUUCGUGAAAAGGUAUUAUUACUUGGCAUUUAGAGCACAUCAAACACCUAUUGCUAACAAAGAGAGUUGUCUUGCUAUCUUAGAAAAGUCCAGAUUAGAUCACUGGGUGCUGGGGAAAACAAAGGUUUUCCUCAAGUACUACCAUGUUGAACAGUUAAAUUUGCUGUUGCGAGAAGUCAUAGGCAGAGUGGUGGUGCUGCAGGCAUAUACCAAGGGGUGGCUCGGAGCCCGAAGAUACAAGAGAGUCAGAGAGAAGAGGCAGAAGGGAGCCAUUACCAUCCAGUCUGCUUGGAGAGGAUAUGAUGCGCGGAGGAAAUUUAAGAAAAUAAGCAACAGAAGGAGUGAGUCUGCUGUUCAUAUUCAAGCAGGUCAUCCUUCAGACCAAAGCAGCAAUCCAAAUCCUAGUCCUGCCAGUGAUACCCAGGGAAGCAUUCCCUUUCAAGACUGCAAUCAGCUAAGUGACUGCAAAGAUCAGAGAGACCCUGUAGAUCACAACAGCAGUCCACAAGCCGAAUCCAACAAUGGCCAGGCAGAGACUUCUAGCACCUCUGCUGCUGUUACAGAGAAAAAUGGCCACUCUCAGCUCUCAGUUUCUGGGACUGAUCUGGUGACUUCUCAAACAUGCCACACUGCUCCAGUUCACCAAGGCCAGAAUCUCGGGGGGGACCCUCAAAAGCCUGGUUCAGAAAAUGGUCUUGCACAGAAGCAGCGAACACCUCGCCGACGAUGUCAACAACCCAAAAUGCUGAGUAGCCCUGAGGACACCAUGUACUAUAACCAGUUAAAUGGAACUCUAGAAUAUCAAGGGAGCAAGAGGAAGCCAAGAAAACUUGGUGAAAUCAAAGUGCUUGAUGGACAAGACGAAUAUUACAAGGCUUUGUCACCUGUGGACGCUCACCCUGAGGAAGACACCUCAGCCCAUCCUUUCCUUUUCUCCUCAGCCUCAAAAGGAGAAUCUUUUUCUCAGCACUGA
Messenger RNA from Elephantulus edwardii (Cape elephant shrew), 3981 nucleotides. RefSeq names its product myosin IIIB (gene MYO3B). NCBI's taxonomy places the organism in Eukaryota, Metazoa, Chordata, Mammalia, Macroscelidea, Macroscelididae. Gene Ontology annotation, molecular function: cytoskeletal motor activity; ATP binding; protein kinase activity. Gene Ontology annotation, cellular component: myosin complex. The transcript is spliced from 35 exons. Gene Ontology annotation, biological process: protein phosphorylation. The record is from RefSeq and is a predicted model, not a curated record. Bases 1 to 3981 code for a protein of 1326 amino acids.